Messenger RNA from Hippopotamus amphibius kiboko, 1606 nucleotides. It is a transcript of the gene FCN2, whose product is annotated as ficolin 2. Bases 60 to 995 code for a protein of 311 amino acids. NCBI's taxonomy places the organism in Eukaryota, Metazoa, Chordata, Mammalia, Artiodactyla, Hippopotamidae. The record is from RefSeq and is a predicted model, not a curated record. The transcript has 8 exons.
GUGGGUGGCCACAGCCCUAUAAAAGCCGAGGGGCUCCUUCACCAGCAAGGAGCAGAACAAUGGAGCACCGUGGCACGGCCGUGGCCAGGGGGCCCGCCGUCCUGGCCAUCGCCCUCCUGUGCACCGUGGCCUCCGCCCAGGACACCUGUCCAGAGGUGAAGGUGCUGGGUCUGGAGGGCUCCGACAAGCUCUCCAUCCUCCGAGGCUGCCCGGGGCUGCCCGGAACCCCAGGGCCCAAGGGAGAGGCCGGCGCCAAUGGACUGAAGGGAGAACGAGGUUCCCCCGGAGCCCCUGGGAAGGCAGGGCCGGCCGGGCCCAAAGGAGAGCCGGGGCAGCUCCCGACAUGUGCCACAGGACCUCAGACCUGUAAAGAGCUGCUCACCAGGGGGCACUUUCUGAGUGGCUGGCACACCAUCUACCUGCCCGACUGCCGGCCCCUGACCGUGCUGUGUGACAUGGACGUGGACGGUGGGGGCUGGACCGUUUUCCAGCGAAGGAUGGACGGCUCCGUGGACUUCUACCGGGACUGGGCGGCGUACAAGCAGGGCUUCGGCCAUCAGCUGGGAGAGUUCUGGCUGGGAAAUGACAACAUCCACGCCCUGACCUCCCAGGGAACCAGCGAGCUCCGGGUAGACCUCGUGGACUUUGAGGGCAACCGCCAGUUUGCCAAGUACCGGUCAUUCAAGAUGGCGGGAGAGAAAGAGAAGUACAAGCUGGUCCUGGGAUCCUUUGUCGAGGGCACUGCCGGUGAUUCCCUGACGUCCCACAGCAACCAAGCCUUCUCCACCAAAGACCGAGACAACGACAAAAAUACUGCGAACUGUGCGGUGCAGUGCCAGGGGGCCUGGUGGUACAACAGCUGUCAAGAGUCGAACCUGAACGGUCGCUACCUCGGGGGGCACCACGAGAGCUUUGCAAGCGGCAUCAACUGGAAGUCGGGGGAAGGGUACCACUACAGCUACAAGGUGUCAGAGAUGAAGGUGCGUACCACCUAGGGCGGGGCCGGCCGGCCAGGGCCUCCGGGCGUCGCUCCCUCUGCACACACUGCGGCAGGGGCAGCCGGUCCAGAGCCCUCCCCAGGGAGGGGACGCGGGCUGCGCGUCCCUGUCCUCACGGGAGCAGAACAGCAGCAACAUGUCCCCUGGGCAGGAGCGUCUCACCCUGUGCCUCCACUGAGUUCUAACCCUUCUGUCCUUCUCGCGAGGAUAAGGGAAAACGCGACUCCAGAUCUCUCCAGACACACAUAUUACCAAUAAAGACACCUGCUUAUCCGACAGCAGAUGCACCUUUGUCCCUUCCAUGCUCUGAUCACCGGUCCUGUGCCCCUGUCUGUCCAUCUGUGCACGCGACCUCACUCUGCAGGUGCCCUUUGGGCCGAAGGUACUUCUGAUGGUCUGAGACCUGAAUUGCAGAGCGGGGGGGCCCCCAUGAGGGGCCGAAGGCCAGUCAAGUCUCCCCGCCUCCCUGCCGGCCCAGGGUGCGGUCUGCCUCCAGGCAGUUUUCAAGCUCAGGCUGAGUAGAGGGCUGGAGGCUGAGCCACGGGACCGCACGUGCUAACGUAUUUACCCUCAGCCCUUUUAGAAAAUGUCCUCUGCACCAGCGGGGA